Molecule: messenger RNA, 2196 nt
Organism: Lathyrus oleraceus (garden pea)
Lineage: Eukaryota; Viridiplantae; Streptophyta; Magnoliopsida; Fabales; Fabaceae
Exons: 5
Coding region: 1-2196 (731 amino acids)
Biological process (GO): meristem development; meristem maintenance
Source: RefSeq, a predicted model, not a curated record
AUGGACCGAUUGGAAUCAGAAAAAAUCGACCACUGGAAAAGGACAGGCAUCUAUACCCUUUUACAGAUUGCCCGUUGUGGCCCUCCCCAGUCCUGUGGCAUGUUAUUAGCCGCCCUUCAGUUCUGGGAGAGUUCGACCAACUCCUUUCAUACUAAGUGUGGCAUGAUCACACCGACACUUCUGGACAUUGCUGCCAUCACUGGCUUGAAACCGACUGACGAAGUCUUCGACUGUGAAGCUGUUGCGCUAAUUUCCUUGAGGUUCAACGUUGGUGACUCUCGCAAACCAACAUACAACAACUUUAUUGAUCAUCACGCCACCUCUGCGGGCCCUGUGACCGACGAGGAGCAUGUGGCUUUCUUGACUCUUUGGUUGUCCCGCUUUGUUUUCUACUUAAGAUCUAUGCAGGUAGCUAAGCACUUUGCUCUCCUGGCAACCCAAUUGCACCAAGAGCGUGACGUUUCCUUGGGCCAACUGAUAUUAGCCUCUCUCUACGAGUCUCUAUCUGAGGUUGUCUGCCAGAUUAGCCUCUUCGACCCUGAGAACUCCAAAAAGAAAAACAUAUUGGUCCAUGGCCCUUUCUGGUUUUUGCAAUUGUGGCUCAAUGCCACUUUCUCCAAAGAUGUAGCCCCCUAUGGAAUGAGGAGGGUUGCGUGUCCCCCAGAGGAACGACAUCUUAUCUGGAAACGGUUGAUCCCUCUGACGCCUAUCGACAAGAAUUUCCCAGACCUUCAAGUGUUUCGACUCAUCUUCAACAUCAUGUUGACUCGUGUCGAUUUCCUACCUUCUAUGGCCCCUUUUAGCCGUCGAACUGAGGGUCCUGAGUGGCUCACCAGACCCUUCCCUCCGGCUGACGGGGAACAUAGGGAUGAAGCCUUCCUCAUUUGGAGGCGUUUUUUGGUCCCUCGCUUCUUGUCGGCUGAGACCGCCAGCAGCAAUCCUGGCUUAGUGGCUUAUCAGCCUAACCUUGUGGCCAGGCAAUUUGGCCUUUGCCAAUUCAUUCCCAAGUCUCUGUUCUCCUCUCAAGAAUUACUUGCCAAUAUUCUCUGCGGUCAACCUUGGAGCGAGGUCAAAGAGGAACUUGAAACCAUUUGGAAAUACCGACCACGUCUUCCUUCUCUUCCUUUUCGACCAGCCUACUACUGCACCAAAGAAUUCCAUGAUUGGUGGCAGUCGUAUUUUACCCUUUAUGUUGGCGCUCCUGAUGCCAAACUAUCUGAAUUAACUGAGGCUUUUGUUUGUUUGCAGGCGAAGUCGACCAAAUCGAUCCCUCUAAAUCCUACAGGUUCUGCAUCUGCUAACCAACCUACUCCUUCGACACAAGAGGCUCAGGCUGCUCCUGAGGAAUCUUCUAACGACGAUGGGCGCCCCAUUGCUCAGGUAUUGAGGAAAUCCAGUUCUUCUGGUCGAACACAUCCGACAGAACCUCCUGUCUAUUCUGCCUCCAAAAAAUCCAAAAAACACAAACGCUCUGCUCCCGCGGGCUCUGGGGUAUUUCUUGUCGGCUUGUCCUCUCUUUUGGCUAGACUAUCUGGUUAUAACCUCUCUUCGUGUCUCCAGCACGCCUCUCAACAUAAAUCCAAAAGCCACCAUGGCCACAAGAGGAAGAAACAUGACUUUCCUUCCAAGAGUGGCGAAAACAAAAAGAAGAGGCACCAUACAAUGCCUUCUUCAGAGGCUCCUGUCGAAGAUGCCGACACCCUUGUGGUCGACACUUCCAUCCUUGAUACGGUCCCUGCUCCAGCUGUGGGAGCUUCACCGUCGACUGGUCUCUCCCCCGCUACUUCCUUGAGGAACACAAAUCAGGAUGCAGCUGAUGCCUCUACUGAGCCGACUCAACCUAUUGCCGACUACACUCCCGCGUCGCCGGUUUCUUCUCCUGCUCACCCAUUUCAAUCUGUCGACAUCGCUGGUGAGUCCAUUGAAUUUCCUCUCCAGAUUAGUGACAGUGACUCUGACUCAGUCACUAGUCAUGCGACGCAUCCGGACUCCAGUUUGACUAGUUCUGACUCGAGUCUCUCUUCAGCUUCCUUGCAGGAUCCACGGGGGCCAGUAGGUGUCGACACCAACAAACAACAAUCCUCUCAGACUACUCCUUUGUCGUCUGCUUCUCCCCCUCAGAUUACUUCUCCAUCAGCAGCUUCUCCUUCGACUUUCCCGGGGCUGACGAUCAAGCCUUCUGCGUUAGAAGUGUAG